Messenger RNA from Ictalurus furcatus (blue catfish), 4298 nucleotides. RefSeq names its product cingulin-like protein 1. Bases 478 to 2985 code for a protein of 835 amino acids. Gene Ontology annotation, cellular component: myosin complex. The transcript has 20 exons. NCBI's taxonomy places the organism in Eukaryota, Metazoa, Chordata, Actinopteri, Siluriformes, Ictaluridae. The record is from RefSeq and is a predicted model, not a curated record.
GCGCCCAGGUGUAGCCGAGCCCUCGCGCAUAUUCUUGAUUGGUGCACGCGCGAAGUGUCAAAGUCAAGCAGAGCUGCUGACCUACAGAGCGCGCGCUGCUACAGCCUCCUCACACACUGCACUUUUAUAUUAAAGGUUCUUCCAGAGAAGAUCAGUGACGGCGCCGGGAGUUUGUGGAGUCUCAUCACACAGAGUCACCUCAGAUUAAUAGACCUACAGAGAGAGACGGAACGGGAGAUUUCACACAUCGGUCGACAAUUGACAUCAGUACGCCUGCAGAAAAAGAUCCUGAAUUGCGAGACCGCAGGUUCAGAGAGUCCACAGGCUGCCGCUGAACAUUUGCAGAGAAACGUAACCUCCGAGAUCAGCACUUGCUUUUCUGGGGGCAAGCGUGACCUACAGAAGUGUUUUGUAGGUACAGCGGUCCACGCAGACCAGCUUCAGUUUCGUGAGCAGGCCCUCGUCGCCCUGCUGAGCAUGCUCGGGGAAAACGUCCAGAGAUACAGAGAGGAAAGUACGAAACUUGACCACCUGACCGAAAAACUGAGUAACGGGAUGCCAGGAAAGAGUCAGCCGGACACAAGAAUGGAAACAGACGGCAAAGACGCGCGUAGCUCGAACGACACUGACACACUUUCAAACGGACAUGUCGCCGUAACGACCAGUAACGUUGAGGACGAGGAGAAGAAGAACUGGAGAGCCAAUAUAAAGGCAUCGCUGAUGAAAGCGACUACUCUCACACGAUCGGGAAGCGUGAAAACCCUCAUCCACAAGUUCUCCGUUUCCGAGAGCACUCUGCAGGUUACGGAAAAAGACAGAACAGGAAAUGCGAAAGAGAGUGAACUUCCCGCUGUAACCGUAACGCCUCCGUCUGGAGAGUCGAGGAACAUUUCCGAUAGUCCAAAUACACACUCGCACUCUGACCGGGUUGACCAAGAGAAUGGACCAACGAGCCCUGCGUCUGAGGAGGGUUCUCUUACCCCUAAAGUGAUCCACAGCCCAAAGUACCAGAUGUUCUUAGGAUCCGAUCACGUCAGAAACGGUGAUAGCGGUCCAGGUGGACCCACUGAUGCUAGUGGAGCCCUUUCCAACUCCAAUUUGUCCCACUGGAAAUCGAUGGAGUCGUUGCCUUUGAGAGACUGGGACAGCAGUCCCAACAAGUUUGGCAGUGCUGAGGCUCCUCCCAGAGUUUUUAACAGCCCCUACGCGACCAUCUCACUGGACUACAACCCUGUAGGCCGAAUGUCCGAAUACAAGAUGCCGGAGCGGAGGUCUCCAACACCAUCUGAGAUGAAUUUAUUCACUUUAAACCGAAGCACAAGUCCUGUGAACACCGUUAACGCUCCCCGGACACGAUACCCUGCCUACGCCACUCUCGGCCGGAGACAAGCGCAAGCCCCUCCAUCACAGUUCUUAAUGAGGAACAAUUUGCCCAACAAACGGGAUUACAUUGAAGAGCUGACCAGACAGCUGGAGGAAUGUCAGAGAAGAAACCAGUUUCUGGAGGCAGAGAGCAUUGAGCUGGAGAAGGAAAGGACUCAGAUUCGUUUCGAGAUGCGGAAUUUGCUGGUGAAUAACGAGGAUCUGCUGCGCAUGAACACGCAGCUCCAGGCAGAACUGAAGAGGAUGAGGGAUAGGAUCGUCGAACUUGAGAGCGACAACAAUGUGAUGGUGGAGCGUUUCAAGCAGAUCGAUGUGGAACUGAAAGAGGCCCGAGAAGUUAUGGUGGAAGCAAACACUCAGGAAUACGCCUUUAACUUCCUGCAACAGUCACUCAAAAACAGAAUACAAGAUGCAGAGGAGGCUCUGGAGAAGCAGACCCAGCAUGCACAGGAGCUGUCUGAGAAACUGUGGCUGGCCGAGAGGAAUCUGGAAGAGAUCGAGAUUGAAAAAGAUACCAAGGGAAAGAAAGCAGUAGAGCUCAACAGCACCGUAGACAGACUGGAGACUGAGCUGGCAGAGGCUCUGCAGCAGGCAUCUCAAGCGAGUUCUGAGUUGAGUCUACAGCAGAAACUCCGAGUAGACACACAGCUGAGAGUGGAGGAGCUGGAGGAGUGUGUGUUGGAGAAAGAGCAGGAGAUUAUGAGCUUGAAGCAGAUCGUCAGUCGCCUACAGGGAGAGGUCUCCGAUAAGCUGAUGGAUAAGGAGCGGUCUCUAGAAGAUGAGAUCCAAUUGAGGGAGAAAAUUCAGCUUCAGUGUAAACAGGCUGAGAGAGCAUUGGAGGAUUUACAGAUGGAGCUGAACACACUCUCACAGACCAGAGACGAUCUGAGCAAACAGCUCAAACUGGCACAGGAAAAAGUGAUUGACCUGGAAACUGACCUGGAGGAGAUGCAGGAGAAUGAGCAAAGGCUGAUCACCAAACACAAGAGAUCAGUGGAUCAGUUUGAACAGAUGCAGGUGAAACUGAUACAGGAGAAGGACCUUAAUGAUAAACUGGAGUGUGAGAAAGUCAUCCUGGAGAGACAGGUUCGAGAGCUACGGGGUGAAAUCGAGGAGCUGCAGAAUAACAGAGUUCAGGAGCAUGUGAUCACUAAAGCAGAGGCCAGAGCUAAAGAACUGGAGAACAUGCUGAGAAUGGAGGAGAGAAGUAAAGUGGUGUUGAACAACACCAUCAGUAAGCUGGAGAGGAAAAUUAAUGAACUGAGCGACCAGUUGGAGGAGGAGCACAAGAUCAGCAACGAGCAGAAAGACCUGAUGACCCAGAGAAUGAGAUCUAUGAAGAGGCAGCUGAACGAAGCAGAAGAGGAGACGAGUCGCCGCGAGGCUCAGUUCAGAUACACACAGCGAGAGUUAGCAGAGGAGAGAGAGUCCAACUCUCGAUUACAGAAACAGCUCCUCGACCUCCAGCUACAGAUGAAGAGAAAGGAGUCCGUAAUGAUGAGACAAACUCUGGAUAACUAUACCUUAAAGCUGAACUUGUCUGAUGAUGAUGAUGAGGAAGAAAAGAAGAAGCCCGAGGAGCCCGUUUCAGCCCAGAAAUGAGCGAGAGAGCGAGAGAGAGAGAGAGAGAGCGAGAGAAAACAAACUGGUGACUGUAUAGAGAUGGUGAAUGUACAACGAAGACAAGUUGCAAAAACAUUUACAGCAAACCAAACUCCAACAAAACAAAUGUUCAAUUUCUUUAAAAAAAAAAAAAACGAAACAAAAAAAAAGAGGCACUUUUUAAUAUUUGUGUCAGUAAGUUUAAUAGCUGGGAUCUAACCAAUCUUUCCACCUGAGAAAGGAAACUUCUGUUUGUUGGUGGGUUAUUUUUAUAAUCGACUUUUAUAUGGAGAGAGUUUUCAGUCCAGACAAUAAGCUUAACUCUGUCUGCUAAAUGUUUCGCAGGGGUUUAGAGGUGAAUACGGUAUGUUCUCGCUGCCAAACACAUCACACAAAGUGGUCUUCGUAGAGAAAUGUGCAUGCCAUGCACCGUUUAUUUUUUAACUGUAUAGAGGAACAUCUUACUAUUUAAUUUAACUGUUUUUUUUUUCUUUCUUUCUUUCUUUCUUUCUUUUGUUUUCUGUCCUGAAGGUGUACAUGCUCUAAGAAUAAUGUAAAUACUUUUGCAAACAUUAACAAAUACAUUUUUCAUUUUAGAAUUCAUCGUGUAAGACUAGGAUGUUAAUGCUAGUCGGGAAAAAAUAAUAGUAAUAAAUAAAUAAAUAAAUAAAUAAAUAAAUAGGGCAAUUCAUUUAGAACUGUUUUAUAAAAGAACUUUGAGGAAUGUUUUUGAGGUUUGUCCCAAAUAGUUUUAUUUAAUAAUCGGCAUUAGCGUUUCUGAGUGCCGUAAUCCGUCGUUUCUUUACUUGGAUUAUAGUUUGACCAAAUGACAGAAAUGCUAAUGUUACAAAUAAUGAUUCAUGAAUUGAAAUGAAAUGGUAUUUAAAUACGCAUUGGCUUCAAUUCAGUUUCACCUAAAUCCUUUAUUUAAAAUGAGCUCUCAUGCUCAAAUAUGCAUGGAAAUAGUCUUUCCUAAAGCAUUGUUGUAAAUGUGUGUGUUCAUUCCUGCUAAUUAUUCAAAUAAGAUCUUACUAUCGUGCUGACAGAAAUAAACAGCUUAGACCCGCAUGGGUUCCGUGUCGGUCUGCGCUGGUGUACGCGAGUUAGUGCUGGUCUGGUGCGGGUUUAGUUUGGACAAAAUAUGCUCAUACUAAUCAUAAAGCAUACAGUAAUCAUCAUAACCAAAUGGCAAAAGGCUGUCAUUCACUCUUGUGAGAACUUUCUCUAAAACUGUCCCUUUGUAAAAUGUGCUAAUAUGCAUGGAAAUGGUCUUGUUCCUUGUGCAUUAAUAUAAAUGUAUGCAUUCACACAAA